CAAACCUUAAUGGGCUUUAUCCCCUUCCCUUCCAUCAUUUUCUUUCAUUUCAUUCACAACCCAAUCCUUAAACCCUCUUCCCCGGCAUCCCUCCAUCAAACAAAUUGAGUGGCAAAACCCUAACAAGAAAAAGGAUUCAUUUUCUCAAUUUGAUUUGAUAAAUUUUAUUUUGGACAGAAAAUAUUGAAUUUGUUCAAUUUAUUCUAUUCAAAUGCUUGAGAUAUAAGACUCUGCUGCUUACAAUGCAAAACCCAAAGCUAAGAGGGCUCCUUUUGGGAUUCAAUUUCACUAACGCCAGAACCACCACCUUGUUUGAUUCACUCCUUUUCCUACUCACAAAUUCUUCGUCUUCUACUUCUUCUAAUGCAAGGUUUUGUCUCCCUAAAAGACGUCGUUUCUGCGGGUACGCUGCAGAGCAAUUCUCAGAUGAUGAAUACGAGUGCGAUUUUGAGAGCCACAAGGCCUCGUCUUCUGUUGCCAACAUAGAUGAAUGGAAAUGGAAGCUCAGCAUGUUGUUACGCAGUGAAAAUGACCAAGAAAUUGUUUCUAGAGAUAAAAGAGAUAGGAGAGACUAUGAACAGAUUUCCAACCUUGCUAAAAGGAUGGGACUUUACAGUGAAAUGUAUGGGAAAGUGGUUGUUGCAAGCAAGGUUCCACUGCCUAACUAUAGGCCAGAUUUGGAUGAUAAACGGCCACAACGGGAGGUUGUUGUACCGUUAGGCUUGCAAAGGAGGGUUGAGGGUUUACUGCAAGAAUACCUUGAUCGACUGCAGUUAAAUUCUGGGAAGGUCAGAAAGAAUUCAGAUGAUGUGAAUUCCAUUGAUCAAGCUGAAUAUCUGAACCCUGAUGAGAAUCCAGAUUCUUUCUUGGAUAACUCUGUUAUGGAAAAGGUUCUUCAAAGGAGGAGUUUGCGACUGCGUAAUAUGCAAAGAGCUUGGCAGGAAUCACCUGAAGGCAAGAAGAUGAUGGAAUUUCGGAAAUCUCUGCCUGCAUUCAAGGAAAAGGAAAGGCUUCUUCAAGCAAUUGCACGUAAUCAGGUCAUAGUGAUAUCAGGGGAGACUGGAUGUGGCAAGACCACUCAACUUCCACAAUACAUACUGGAGUCAGAAAUAGAAACUGGUCGUGGAGCAUUCUGUAGCAUAAUUUGCACACAGCCUCGAAGAAUAUCUGCUAUGGCAGUUGCAGAAAGAGUGUCUGCUGAAAGAGGAGAGCCUCUCGGGGAAACAGUUGGUUAUAAAGUUCGGUUGGAGGGUAUGAAAGGGAAAAAUACCCAUCUGCUUUUUUGUACCAGUGGUAUUUUACUUCGCCGGCUGCUAAGCGACCGGAACUUGAAUGGUAUAACACAUGUUUUUGUUGAUGAAAUUCAUGAGCGAGGAAUGAAUGAAGAUUUCCUACUUAUUGUGUUGAAGGAUCUUCUUCCACGCCGUCGAGAUUUGAGAUUAAUUUUAAUGAGUGCCACCUUGAAUGCUGAGCUCUUCUCCAAUUAUUUUGGUGGGGCACCUAAAAUUCACAUUCCGGGCUUUACAUAUCCAGUCAGGGCACAUUUUCUGGAAGACGUGCUGGAAUUUACUGGAUAUAAGUUGACUUCUUUCAACCAAAUUGAUGAUUAUGGCCAAGAAAAAAUGUGGAAAAUGCAGAAGCAACUUGCUCCACGGAAAAGGAAAAACCAGAUUACUGCUCUUGUAGAGGAUGCUCUGAACAAACCAAGCUUUGAGAAUUAUAGUUCAAGGGCACGUGAUUCUCUAGCAUGUUGGAUGCCUGAUUGCAUAGGAUUCAAUCUUAUUGAGGCAGUUCUAUGCCAUACAUGCCGAAAGGAAAGACCAGGUGCUGUGCUAGUAUUUAUGACUGGUUGGGAAGAUAUCAGUUGUUUAAGGGAUCAACUUAAAGCUCAUCCCCUUUUGGGAGAUCCUAACAGGGUUCUGCUUGUAACAUGCCAUGGUUCCAUGGCAACAUCUGAACAGAAAUUAAUAUUUGACAAACCACCUCCUAAUGUACGUAAGAUUGUUCUUGCUACAAAUAUGGCAGAGGCAAGCAUUACCAUAAAUGAUAUAGUUUUUGUGGUAGAUUGUGGAAAAGCAAAAGAGACCACUUAUGAUGCUUUGAAUAAUACACCCUGUCUGCUACCUUCCUGGAUAUCUCAAGCAUCAGCUCGGCAAAGAAGGGGUAGGGCUGGUCGUGUGCAGCCAGGUGAAUGCUACCACCUAUAUCCCAGAUGUGUUUAUGAAGCUUUUUCUGAGUAUCAACUUCCUGAACUUUUAAGAACUCCCUUGAAUUCUCUCUGCUUGCAAAUAAAAAGUUUGCAGGUAGAAAGCAUUGGAGAAUUCUUGUCAGCAGCUUUGCAAGCACCAGAACCAUUGGCUUUAGCUGGGACAGCAAAGUCUAGAUUUUCUGCGAAAGACUACAGUGAUCACAUGGCUCUUGUCCGUGCCUAUGAAGGCUGGAAAGAUGCAGAAAGAGAAGGAUCAGCAUAUGAGUAUUGUUGGAGAAACUUCCUGUCUGUACAAACUCUUCAGGCUAUUCAUUCUCUUCGGAAACAAUUUAGUUUCAUUCUAAGAGAAGCUGGCUUGGUAGAUGCUGAUGCUGGCUCCAACAAUAAAUUAAGUCACAACCAGUCUCUGGUUCGUGCUGUCAUAUGCUCUGGACUCUUUCCUGGAAUAGCAUCUGUGGUGCACAGAGAGACAUCGAUGUCUUUUAAAACAAUGGACGACGGCCAGGUUUUAUUAUACGCUAAUUCUGUGAAUGCACGUUACCAGACAAUUCCUUACCCAUGGCUAGUCUUUGGUGAAAAAGUAAAGGUCAAUACAGUUUUCAUACGUGAUUCCACUGGUGUAUCUGAUUCUAUAUUGAUGCUCUUUGGUGGUGCUCUAAGCUGUGGGGUACAGGCUGGGCAUUUGAAAAUGUUACAAGGAUAUAUUGAUUUCUUCAUGGAUUCUAGCUUGGCAGAGUGCUACUUGAAGCUCAAAGAAGAACUUGAUAGACUUAUUCAGAAGAAGCUUCAAGAUCCUAGCAUUGAUAUUCACAAGGAAGGAAAGUACCUCAUGCUUGCAGUUCAAGAGCUAGUGUCAGGAGAUCUAUGUGAAGGGAGAUUUGUUUUCGGCCGUGAAUGCAGGAAGCCCAAGGAUCCCAAUGACAACAGUAGAUUCGCAAGGGAUGGAACAAAUCCAAAGAGCUUGCUACAAACUUUGUUGAUGAGGGCAGGGCAUUCACCUCCAAAAUACAAGACGAAGCAUCUUAAGACAAAUGAGUUUAGGGCAUUAGUGGAAUUCAAAGGAAUGCAGUUUGUGGGAAAGCCUAGGAAAAACAAGCAGCUUGCUGAAAGGGAUGCUGCUAUAGAGGCAUUGGCAUGGUUAACUCAUACCUCUGACAACAGUCGUGAUGAAGAUGAUUCCCCUAUUGAUGUCACUGACAACAUGCUAAAACUUCUUGGGAAGCGUCGAAGAUCAAAACGCCGAUAGGUUUAUUUAUUUAUUUUUGGCAUGUGUUUAGGCGGCCUGGGAUCUGUGGUUUAAACAAAGAGGAACUCUGGAUAUCCAGUGUUGAUUACAGCUCCAAUUGUGUCAUCAAUUCUUUAUCUAAAGCGUUUGAGAUUUACAGUGAUUAGGGGGCCUUGAAAGAGGAAGGGCAGAGUUUCUGCUUCAGUUGUAUGAACUUAUUGGUGAAAGAGAAUCAAGAUCUCUAUAAAAUUCAUGAUGUAUAAGUAAGGUAAAUCUCUUAUAAGCUUUGACUGUAUUAGAAGCCGAUGGUUGCAUGUACGUGCAUGUAAACUAUGUAAAGAAUUUAAUAAAUAUGACUUUAUUUAUUAAAUUAUGGAUGAAUGCCUUUUUUGAAGGUGGCUGGGCAAAGUUUUAUUCUGAUUACUACUUACUGAGAAACGAAUAUGUUAUUUUUAAAUGGAAUGAUUAUACGGUCAUAUGAUGCUUUUAAUUUCAAAUAUGAAAGUUUAAAUUUUGACAAUCUUAAAUAAAAAAAAAAUGUUGGUUCAAGAUA
This is a messenger RNA of Durio zibethinus, 3987 nucleotides long. It is a transcript of the gene ABO6, whose product is annotated as DEA(D/H)-box RNA helicase family protein. Gene Ontology annotation, molecular function: helicase activity; RNA binding; ATP binding. The record is from RefSeq and is a predicted model, not a curated record. Gene Ontology annotation, cellular component: nucleus; intracellular anatomical structure. NCBI's taxonomy places the organism in Eukaryota, Viridiplantae, Streptophyta, Magnoliopsida, Malvales, Malvaceae.